Molecule: messenger RNA, 2456 nt
Organism: Gossypium raimondii (Peruvian cotton)
Lineage: Eukaryota; Viridiplantae; Streptophyta; Magnoliopsida; Malvales; Malvaceae
Product: serine/threonine-protein kinase PBL34
Exons: 6
Coding region: 738-2216 (492 amino acids)
Biological process (GO): protein phosphorylation
Molecular function (GO): protein kinase activity; ATP binding
Source: RefSeq, a predicted model, not a curated record
CUUCCUUUUGUUAAUUUAAACUUAGUUUUCUAAAAAAUUACAAAAACACACACAAACUCUCACUCCUUUUCACGCGAAAAUACCGCUCUUUUCUCUUUUCCCCACCUUUUUUUUUUGUGUGUGUGUUUGUGUUCUUCUCUUUCAUUUUUAGCUUUCAAAUUUUUUUUUCAUUUCUCAAAUGCUGCUGCAUUCCUUUCCCUUCUUUGAAAAAAAACAUGGAGAAUUGAACUCUUUGUUUUGUGUCUAAGUGUGUUUUUUGGAGUUGUUUGUUACUCUUUCAAGUAAAUUUGAGUUGAAUGUUUUGUGUUGGGUGUCAAGGCUAAACUGAAGAGUCUGGGGUUGUUUUUUUUCUUUUUUUUGGUUUUUUGGUGGGUUUUCUUCUAUUGGGUUUUUAUUUUUGUUUUGGAUUUUCUCAUUCUUCUUAAUAUUUGCUAUGGAUUACUGUUUUGAGUUGAUUUCUUGCGUUGCAUGUUCUUUUCUUUGAAUGCCAUUUAAUUUUAGACCUAUUUUCUAAUCUGGGUUUAUGUCAUUUUGUGUUGUUUAGUUUUCUUAGAAUCAAGUUGUUUUUUUCAGUUUAAAACAAAAGGGUAUCUGUUUUCAUGGGAAUUCCAUGCUUUCUCUUGCUUGGUAAAUUUUGAUUAUUAAUUUUGUUUUAAAAAACUGAUCUUUUUGGGUGUUUUAUGGCGACAUGAAGUGUUAUUUAGACAAGGGAAUUUAGUGUGAAGAUUACUUGCAAAAUGGGAUUAGUUCCAGGUGAUAUCCAGGUGGGGCCUUGGAAUGUUGAAAAUUCCAAAGGGAAAAAGAAGAAAGAUAGUGAAGAUGGUGAGCCUGGAUGUUGGUUUAAGUUUAGGUUUAUGGGAAACUGCUUGUCUCCAAGAACCAAAAUGGAGGGUUCCACUAGUGGAACCAGCACUCCAUAUGCUGAAAGUAAAUCAACAAACGAGUCAAAUGAAACCACAAAUAAGUCAAAUGACACCAGCAGAGGUCAGCCAGUUGUUCCAGUUGUGACAUCUUCAACUACUACCAAUGCUGGAAGUACUCCAUCGACUCCAAAUAUAAGUGAGGAGCUUAAAAUUGCUUCGCAGCUUAGAAAGUUCUCCUUUAACGAUCUUAAGUUAGCAACAAGGAGUUUUAGACCAGAGAGUCUUCUUGGUGAAGGUGGGUUUGGUUGUGUAUUCAAAGGUUGGAUCAGUGAGAAUGGAAAUGCUCCGGUGAAACCAGGCACAGGGUUGCCUGUGGCAGUCAAAACCCUUAACCAUGACGGACUUCAGGGCCAUAGAGAAUGGCUUGCUGAAGUUAAUUAUCUCGGCGAUCUCCUUCAUACUAAUUUGGUCAAAUUGAUCGGUUAUUGCAUUGAGGAUGAUCAAAGACUACUUGUCUACGAGUUUAUGCCUCGAGGAAGCUUGGAGAAUCAUCUCUUCAGAAGGUCCAUGCCUCUUCCUUGGUCCACCCGAAUGAAAAUUGCACUCGGUGCUGCAAAGGGUCUUGCUUUUCUUCAUGAGGAGGCUGAACGGCCUGUAAUAUAUCGAGACUUCAAAACAUCGAAUAUAUUGUUAGAUACGGAUUACAAUGCCAAACUUUCUGACUUUGGACUUGCUAAAGAUGGUCCAGAGGGAGAUAAGACUCAUGUAUCUACUCGUGUAAUGGGAACCUAUGGCUAUGCGGCACCUGAGUAUGUUAUGACAGGUCAUCUUACAUCAAAGAGUGAUGUAUAUAGCUUCGGGGUGGUACUGCUUGAGAUGUUGACUGGCCGAAGAUCCAUGGACAAAAACCGACCAAAUGGGGAGCAUAACCUGGUGGAAUGGGCUCGUCCCUAUCUUGCAGAGAGACGAAGAUUUUAUCGACUUAUAGAUCCCCGCCUUGAAGGGCACUUCUCGAUAAAAGGUGCUCAGAGAGCUAUUCAAUUGGCGGCCCAUUGCCUUAGCCGCGAUCCGAAAGCCAGGCCUUUGAUGAGUGGAGUUGUUGAAACCUUAAAGCCUCUGCCAAAUCUCAAGGACAUGGCUUGUACUUCUUCCCAGUUCCAAGCCAUGCAAAUUGAGCGCAUGGCAUCGACAUCAAAAUCUAGAACUGGAACUAGAGCUCCGGCAGCAUUGUCAAUAAGGAAUGGACAACCUACAAGGAGCCCUCUCACUCAGAAUGGUCCGCAGAUCUCCCCAUAUCAUAACAACCUUCCUUACCGGUCACCAAAACCUAAUGCUGGCCAACCUUUGCGUUGAGUAUAUGCUUACCCCAGCCUGUUUGGAUUUCAGUUACAUGUUUUUGAUCUGGGGAUUUAAGUAAAACAUUGGGAAAAUGAACUUGAGGCAUGAGUUUGCAAGUUCAUGCUGACAUGUUAUUUUCCUAACACUGAGUAAUUUAUGGCCAUUGCUUCCCGAUAUGGUGGUGAUCAAUUAGAACAAUUCAGAAAAAAAGAAAUUGCAGGUCUUUAGAAUAAAAGAAAAAUGGUUUGCUGUCCA